GAGAUUGCUUAUUCUGAAGCAUUCGACAUACAGCAGAGUGACCCAAAUAGGUCGAGGAAGAGUCUUGCGGUCUUGUGUCUUCAUCCUUUUUCCGCAGCCAAACGGCCAAAAAAGCCUGCAGAUUUAGCUAGGCCCCUGUGCAGGCAGGUUGUCUUGUCCGUUUCACAGUCACCUGCACUGCCACCAUGCCGGGUCCAGCGGCCACUCUGAUGAUUGAAGAUGCCUUACAGGCCAUGGUUCGCAAAGAUGGACGCGCUGGUGCCAAAUAUGAAAAGUCCAAAGGCAUGAUUCCCAUGGGCAGUCACUCUUGCUUCGGCGACUUCCCCGAUGACUACCUCCCCGAAGGUGUGAAGCAAAAGCUCCGCGAUGCACAGCGAGCCAGGACUGCACUGCUCCCGCGCAUCCAGUCGGCGCCCACGUUCACCAUGACGACGCGACCGGUCCAGGGCUUCAGUUGGAACCCUCACUUGCCGCCCGACGGCCCACCGCACGCUGGAGCGCGCAAGCGCCAGGUGGUUCCUUCAUCGCAGUUCCGCAACUUCUACGAUCGUGGCGACCUGCCGUGCUGCAUUUUACAUGGCUCGGUGGGAGGGAAGAUCACCUGGAAGGUGGACUUGGACAGGCUGGACUACCAUCACUUCCUGCCAAUCUUCUUCGAAGGACUGCGAGAGAAGGAGGAUCCCUAUCGUUUCCUCGCGGUGACGGGCACCUAUGACAUGUUGGCACGAGGGGGCCCGAAGAUCUUGCCCGUGGUGCCACAGUUGAUUAUCCCCAUGAAGGUGGGAUUCAACACCAAGGAUCCUGCGAUCAUUUGCACCAUUUUGAAGGUCUUGCAAACCUUGAUCCUCAGCGGAGACAUGAUUGGUGAAGCGCUGGUUCCCUACUAUCGCCAGAUCCUCCCCACUUUCAGCCUCUACAUUGAAAAGAACAAGAACUUGGGACACUUGAUCGACUAUGCGCAGCGGAAGCGCCUCAACUUGGGUGAGUUGAUCCAUGAGACCUUGGAAAUUAUGGAAGCCCAUGGAGGUGAAGAUGCAUUCAUCAACAUCAAGUACAUGAUCCCAACAUAUGAGAGCUGCUCCAAGGCAUGAGAGAUAGCGUUUCACUAGAAGUCUGUGCGAGGACGGUGCCAUGUCUUCCACUGACUGUCCGCACAAGGCCUACGUAGCGUCAACGCAUACGCUCAGAGUGCGCAGGUUUCGUUGAAGUGCUUGAGGCAACGCAGAGACUCGUGGGACUCGUUUGGGUCCAAGAUUUGGUCAAACGCC
Molecule: messenger RNA, 1268 nt
Organism: Durusdinium trenchii
Lineage: Eukaryota; Dinophyceae; Suessiales; Symbiodiniaceae
Source: the annotation of a GenBank genome assembly